Messenger RNA from Astyanax mexicanus (Mexican tetra), 2887 nucleotides. RefSeq names its product tumor necrosis factor receptor superfamily member 11B. The record is from RefSeq and is a predicted model, not a curated record. The transcript is spliced from 5 exons. Gene Ontology annotation, molecular function: protein binding. Lineage: Eukaryota; Metazoa; Chordata; Actinopteri; Characiformes; Acestrorhamphidae. Bases 198 to 1376 code for a protein of 392 amino acids.
CACUGUUAUUCCCGCGUUACGGUCUUUCUUCUUUUUCCCGCAGUUUACAUUUUUGAAGUUUAUAUUGUAAUUUAAAGCAGCACGUGGAGACCGGUGGAGAACGGGCCAUUAACUGUCACCGACCGAUUAACGGUUUAACUGAACCCAUCACCUGAAUAAACCCUGCGAGACUUUACAGGUUUUUACAGCUUUUCGUCAUGUCUUUCGCAUUGGCCCACCAUGAGACACCCAAGUACCAGCACCGUGACCCUAUCACCAACAAGAUGCUUCUGUGUGACCAGUGCCCACCAGGCACAGCUUUGGAACGACACUGCACUCCCAGUGAGGAAACCGUCUGCACCCCUUGCCCUGAGAGGCGCUUCGCAGAGCAUUGGCACUGGGGAGACAGCUGCCAGUACUGCACGUCAGUCUGCAAGGAGAGACAGAUUGUCCAGAGGGAAUGCAACAGUACACACGACCGUAUUUGUGAAUGCAUCGAUGGUUACCAUCUGGUGGUGGAAUUCUGCGUCCAGCAUACAGCCUGUCCGCCAGGGUCAGGUGCCUCUGUGCUGGGCACACCUGAAAGUGACACAGUGUGCGAGAAGUGUCCCCAGGGCUUUUUCUCCAGCGUAGCCUCAGCCACAGAGCCCUGUCUGCCCCACCGGGACUGCUCUCGACUGGGCCUGAAGACCCUGAGGCCAGGCACAGCCACCCAGGAUACGGUCUGCGAGAGCGACCAUACUUUUGACUGCUCAGAUCAGCACACUGACUGCCAUAACGACAUCACCCUUUGUGAGGAGGUCAUAUUCCAGUUCCUGUCAUCUCCGACACUUGCCUCUGUAUCUGUGGAGCGUUUGCUGGAGAGCCUGCCCGGGCGACGGGUGGACUGGAAGAGUGUGGAGCACCUGAAGAAGACCUGCAGCCCGCAGCAGCAGGCCCUGUAUCUGCUGCGUCUCUGGAGGGAGCAGAACAGAGACCAAGACAAGCUGCAUAUCAUCAUACAAGGUGUGAAUCACUGCGAGAGAAAGGUGUCUCGCUGCACUGGCCUGAAGAACAUGACACUGGGACACCUGCUGAUGCUCGUGGACACCCUACCUGGAGAGAAAGUGAGUGAAGAAGCCGUGCGGGCGCUGGCUCUCUCGUGCCCUUCGCACCGCUACAUUGUGCAGCUUCUCCACCUGUGGAAGAGCCAGAACAGUGGCCAGGACCUGGCCAAGGCUCUGUCCCACAGCCUGCGCAAGCUACGCUCGCGAGGAGCCCCGCGGGCCAUGCUGCGGACUCUGAAACAGAUCGUCCGCAUCAUUAACGCCUCCCCUGUACACCGCGUGUAUGAAAAAAUGAUCGUUAAAUUGCUUCAGGACAGCUCGUGCUUUAAAUCCAAACUCUACAAUGACUGAACUCCUGGAGGCCAAUGGAGGAUGGCUGAAGAGAAGAAUUAUUUAAUUGCAAAUUGAAAAGAGUUGUAUAUACUUUCACUUUUAUGUGAGAACUGGGACUGAAGGGGUGGGUGGGGUGUAAUGCUUUCAGCAGAAGAAGAAAAUAUUUUUGUGGCCUGUUUUUCUCGUCUUGUGUUGGACGGCUUUUACCGAAGCUCUAAAGAAAAAGAAUGUCAGAUAUGAAUGUACAGUAUAAGAGUGCAAUUAUGUUUUAUUUAAUUUUAAUGGUGUGUUUCCAAAUUUGCUUUAAAUUUUGCUAUUUAUCACUAUGUCUAAAAACUGGACACUGAAGCUAUGUUUCAUAUUUGAAAGCAAGCUGUAUUAGUAGGUUUGAUUUUAUUUUAUUUUCGUGGCAUUUUUGUUUUUGUUUCACAUUAAUGGUUUUCUUCAUAAUAACAUGACAUUGACAAUCGAGAAAAAUGUUAUCUUAGACAUACACGUGUAUGUCAACAUACAAGUACAUACUUCUGCAGCCUAACUUAAAUAUACAGUUUAUAUUAAUGCUGACUUCAUGUUUCAAGCUUCAUUGCAUGUUAGGCUUUUGCAUACUGUUUCGUUUUCUUUAGGGACGUGUCUUUAUGAAACUUCUAUUUUUGCAUCUGUUAGUGCUUAUAUAUGUACAGUGGCAUGCAAGUUUGUGUUCCUGUAAGCAGCUAAUCAAGUAAAAGAUAAACCAAGUUCCAAAUUAUAAUAAUCGCAUUUCAAACAGCCAAAAAUACAAUCUUCAUUGGAGAUCCAGAUUUUGGUGGUAUUUAAUUGAAUCUAUUCUUCCCCAUGCCACUGACUGCAAUACAAGCCCAAAGCAUGAUCAGUUCUCCUUCAUGCUUUACAGUUCUUUUUUUGGUUACAUUUUGCACCCUUUUCCCAAACAGACCUUUGGUUAUUUGGUAUAUAACUAAAACAUUCUAUUUUACCUGUAACAAUUAGUGAUGCACUGAUGUGUGAAAUUGUUUUCAUGCUACUUUGAGGUAAGGAUGCAGGAAAGAGUAUUUUAUAAAUUCUGAUCUACAAUUUGAUUUUUAAAAAUUGUAUUACGUGGUCCUACGUAAUGAUAACCAUGUCAUUGGCCUACACAAGCUAAUUAAUAUCUACCUUGGAAAAAAAAAAAACAUUGUAUUUAGAUUUUUCUAGGUGCCUAAACUUUGCAGGUUUCUCUUUUAUUUUUUUCCAUUUUAAAAUACAUUUAAAUAUACAAAACCAGAAGAUUACAGUAGUCUUACUUAAAAUGUUAAAAAGAAUCCUUAAUCUUUUUUUUUUUAGUUUGGAAUUCUUCUACACUUUUUUUUUUCUUUUUCACAGUAACACAUUUUGCAUGCCACUGCUUUCAUAAAAAUCACAUUUUACAGUCCUUAAACUGCACCUUGUUCAAAUAGCUUAAGCUUACUGUUUUUUAGAGUUUGUCUGUAUGCUACUGUUACUGGCCUGCUGUUAUUACAAUGAGCUGUAUUAAAUUUUCUUUUAGAUUUUUACUA